GGCUGGGGCAGCGCGGCGCCGAGGCACCGGGCGGCGGCGGCGGCAGCCAGGUCUCUGGAUUUGUCAGCCUUGCACAUCUCCUCCCAGCCAUGAGGAGAUCAAAAGGAUUUAAUAUCUGUGUGGUCACCUGCAGCAUCCUGCUCUUGUCCUCCAGCCUGCCAUGCCUUGCUCAGCCUCUGGAGGAGGGGGAUGUGACAAAGAUCCAGCGUGGCUCCUGGGUGGGGAAUGGGCCGGAAGAUGAAAGGACAGCCAUGGUGGACUUGAAAACCAAUCUGAGCCCUUCUGAGCAGACAGUUUCUGAAGAGCCAUGUGCAGUGUCAGCACAGCCAUCUGGGACACCCUCAGAUGAAGCUUUCACUGAAGAAGUGCUCCCUGCCAGCCCGAGCAGUGUCCUGCCCAGCAGCCAGGGCCUGGGGGGUCACCCCUCUGCUGGGCAUGAGGGGGAGCUGGCUCCCACUGAGCCACAGAAGGAGGAGGAUGAAGCACUUGGGGCCAUGCUGACCACAGCUGUGACCACGCUGAGCCCUCCAGUCCAGGAGGAGUCUGGUGGCCCCACAACAGAGAGUGGUGUGGCAGUGGAGCCCAGCUCUGCUGGCCCCUCAGCAAACCCCAUUUCUGGGACCACUGUGGAGGAGGAGGAAGCAGAGAGCAGCUCACACCCCUCAGUUGUGCCCCAGGCCACGCUGAACCCCAGCUCUCCCAGCUGGGAAGCAGCAAGUGACCACGCUGUAGUUCCAAGUCCCCAGGCUGCAGGUGUGACCUCUGGGCUGGAAAUGCCAAGAGCCCGCACAGGGAGCCCUCUGAAAUCCCUGGCUCCACCAACACCUGUGGCUGCUAAACAUCCCCUUGUGGCAACUGAAGCCUUCCUUCACCCACAGGCAGGGACAGGUGUCACACAGCAGGAGCUGCCCACUACGGCUGGCACUGUCACCGUCCCCUCUAUGGACACUGUGCCACCUGACUGGGAUGACACAAAACUGGGGGACAUCACUCACAGGGGAAGUAUGUCUCGUGAGGAGGUGACAGAGGAGCUGGGGACAACAGAACCAUCCCAGACCACCCAGGAAGGUGUGGGGGAGGAAGAGGAUGCCACAAGAGCCAUGCCCUCCCCAGUGUCCCCUCCACCAGCGCCUGAGCUUGCCAAGGAGAGCAACUGCACAGUGCCAGUGCAAGGGGAGGAGCUGCCAGCAACUUCCCCGGGCAGCAGCGCUGCUUUCCACGCUGGGAACCUGUCAGAUGCAGGCACAGCUGAUCUUGGCUCGCUGGAAAACAUAAGUGCAGUCACAGCAGAGGAGGAGAAAAGCAUCCCUCCGUCACAGCCGGAGGCUGCUGUGGUGACAGAUACCCAGCCUGAGCUCUCUCCUACUCUGGAGAGUUCAUGGAAAGGUGCCACUGAGGAGGUGACAGCAGCUGCCCAGGAGGCUGAUGCUGCUCUGCCUGCUGUGACAGAGGUUUCUGGUGCCACCCAGGGGGCAGGGGCUGCCAGCUUUCCUCAGGAGAACAGCGGGGAGGACACCCAGAUGCUGACGGCUCCCAGUGCCACCGAGGUGCUGCUGGCAGCUGGUGCUGCCUCCACGGGGAGCCCUGUGGAUGCAGAAGAUCUCACAGAUGGGAUCCUGCUCACCAGUGAGAAAGCUGCUCCAGCCCUUGGUGGGAUGUCUUCUACCCCAGCUGGGCAGACAGAGGAGCCAGCCAGCAGAACUGUGGUCCUGGUAUCUCCAGCCUCGGUGGCCUCCUCUGCCAGAACUGCUGUUUCCCCUGCCAGGAGGACCAGCACAGCUGUGACCUACGGGCUGGACCGCCUGGAGUCUGAAGAGGGCGAAGAAGAGGAAGAGGAUGAAGAGGAGGAGGAGGAAGAGGAAGAGGAGGAGGAGGAAGAUGAGGAGGACAAAGACAUAGACCUGAUGGAUGAAAGCAUGGAGGGUGACAUGGAGCUGCCAGGCUUCACACUUCCAGGGGAGACCUCCCAGGAGCCCCUGGCUGGCCUGGAAAACCCUGUGGCCCAGCUGGCUGGGGUGUCCUACCAGGUUCCUGACACCAUUGAGUGGGAGCAGCAGAACCAGGGUCUGGUGAGAAGCUGGAUGGAGAAGCUGAAAGAUAAGGCAGGAUACAUGUCAGGGAUGCUGGUUCCUGUGGGAGUUGGAAUAGCUGGAGCCCUCUUCAUCCUGGGAGCGCUCUACAGCAUCAAGAUUAUGAAUCGCCGGAGGAGAAACGGCUCCAAGAGACACAAAAGGAAGCAGAGGGAAUUUAACAGCAUGCAGGACCGAGUCAUGCUCUUGGCUGACAGCUCUGAAGAUGAAUUUUGAGUGGAACUGCAGUGCCCUUGGGAGAGCCCGUGACUUUUCAGAGGAGGGAGAGCGGGGGGCAAGAAGAACAAGUGACUUUUCUGCUGCUCCCUCGGCUGUCCCGGGCAGGGGUGGUGUCCCCAGCCCAGUGACAAUGACAAUGCUAUGCUCUACGUGUGCCACCCGUGGUGUUUGUUUUGAUACAGUAGUGGAGAUCUCACACUCGCCCCCGGCACCUCAUUCAGAGCCACAGCUGGAGCUGAUCCAUGUGGAUGAUUAUUUUCCUCUUGCCCUGUUGUACUGUUUUGGUCCUGGCUGGCAGUAAUCUAAUCAUAACAAUAGCUCUCACCCAUCCCAGGAAUGGAAAUCUUUACUGUGAAUGACUUCUGUCCAAUUCAUUUUAAAUGUUACAUUACCUGAGCUAGAGUUCGUUAGUGCUAAGAUUAGCUGCUCUGCUUAAUUAAUGAGUUGUAAGCCUGAACUGUACCCCUGGCUGCCCAUGUACAGGGUUCUUGAUACAGUUUGAAGCACAUUUCUGCCCCCACUCUCACCCCUUCCUUCCUUCAGCUCUGCUCCACGCUGCUUGGAGACACACAGGAAUGGCCUCAGCACUGAUUGCACCACAGAAUUCCGUGUCCAUUUUCAACCAGCACUGUGUGUUACAGCACAAUAAAUACCAGCGCUCACCUACUGACGGGUGCUCUUGCCUGCAUCUCUUGGCUUUUGGUCAGUGUGCAAGGAGGUGAGAGAAGAGGCAGGUCAGAAACUUCCCCAGCUUUUGCCUCCUCUUGGAAGGACACUAACUCCUGGUUCUUCUCUUUCCAAGGCUGCAUUCCCAUAGGGAUGAGAGUGGAGCCUCUGUGCCCCUUUACCCCACUGGAAAAUGCAUUUUCAGCCCCUGAAAGCUGCGUGAACAACAGCACCUUUGGGGGAUCUGGAUGGGUCUUGUCUCACAGAAUGGUUUGGGUUGGAAUGGACUUUUGAGGGACCUUUCCAACCCUGACACCUUCCCCUAUCCCAGGUUGCUCCAAGCCUCAUCCAGUGUGGCCUGGAACACUUCCAGGGAUGGGGCAGCCACGGCUUCUGUGGGCAAGUGGUCUCCAAACCAUGGAAUACAGAAAGGCCCCAAAGGCUGGGGAGCAGAUGGCAGUCACUGCUGAGGGAUUUGUGUCUCACAGUGGGAAAACAGCAAGAGCUGGAGCGAUGUCAGCUGUUGGGUGUGAGAUGACCCCGCUGGGAACCCUUGGCUGCAGGGAGAAAGGUGAAUUCAUAGCACAGAUGGGUGCAGGGGGUUGUGGAGGUUCUCUGUUAGUGCUGAGAUUUGAGGGACACAGUGCUUGUGGUGACACAGGCACUGAGAGGAGGAGAAUAAUGUAGCUUUGCCCAGAAAUGCUGUCAAAAUAGCCAGGAAAAGAGCUGCACUAUUGAGCUCUGCUUCCCACUUUGAAUUACUCCAAUCUGCAUGUAAAACAUCCAUGUUUCUGAGGUGGGAAUCGCUGUUCUGUGGGGAAUCAUCCUUCCUGCAAGGAGCAGUGACUGUUGCCAGAGGAGAUGUGAGCAGAAAAGUAAGGGCAGACCCCACAUCUGCUGAGAUUCAAUCCCUCUGAGCCUUUGGAGAAGUGGGAGGGAGGAGAGGUUGAGGAGGGGCAGGAGGAGGAUCUGGUGGCCUGUGGAAGUGGAAAGGCCUGUGGAUGGUGGGGAAAUGUCUUGUGGAAGUGUCAGUAGGGUUGCAAAGCAGAGAGGACUUCCAGGAGCCCCUCCUGAGGUGAGCUGUCUCUUGAGAGGGUCAGGGCCUGCUCUGGACAUUAAAUCAGAUGUGAUGCUCAGCAGAGCCCAGGCACUCUCCUGUGAGCCUGUGAGCCUCCCUGGGUCACCUGGACAAGGACAGGGGGGACACCCCAGUUCCAAAAUGCUGCUCAAUGCUCAGUCUUCCAGUCCCACAGCUGUGGGUGGUACCUCAGUCAUUCAUCCUGCUGGCUGCAUGGGGAGACAACAAAUUUUGGGGGUGAUGGGGUGGGGGGAGGGUCUUCAUACUCUAAUCCCUCCAGGAGAGGCUUCCCCAGACAGGGCUCCAUGGUGCAUCUCUGCCUUUUUGUUGCUGGAACAUCAGUCAGGAGGAUUUUGCCUAAAAGCAGCCCAACAUCUUGAACAGGCACUGACUGGCAAUACCAUGAAAUCCAAAAUUCAGGCCUCUUUAUCACAUACUAAGUGGUCACUCCAAGUUAAGAUGAAGUUUUCCCACCAGACUGAUUUCUCCCUAUUUCCUUCUCAUUCCUAAAUCUGUUGGAGCUUGGAGGUGCUUUAAGGUGUUGACAGUCCAGCUGAUCAAUCCUGGCUGUCUUGCACUAUUGGGAAAUGCUGUCCCUUGGGCUCUUGGAUGAUUUUUUUUCCCAGUAAGGCAUGGUGGGGAUUGCAAGGUGAAUAGCUGAUAAAAUACCUGAUAAAACACAGAGCUGCUGGGUCAGUCAGGAGGAGGAGGAGGAGGGAUGGCUGAGGAAGGCUGCUGGUUUAAGUAGCCCAGCUCUAACAGCUCAGGAGGAUCCCUAUGGAUGGCUUGUCAGUUUGAUGGGUUGGGAAGGUGGGUGGGAGGUGAUGUGGCCUUUUGUUGGGCUAAUAAAUCCCCAGUUUGGGAAACACUGCCUUUCUGCAGGGGCAAUCAGUUUUCCCUGUCUCUCUUCUCCCUCUCCAGCAUAAUGAAUUUGAGGAGUUAAAGGCAACCUUGCCAGUCAGGAUGAUGGAAGUGGGGUUUUACUGCAUCUGUGGGGGGGCCUGGUGUCCUCAGAGCCAGAGAGGACGUGGCAGGGGUGGCUUGGAUGCUGGGAGUCGACCAGGAAGGGAGGACCAGCUGCAUGCACAGUUCAGUGUGGGCUCUCUGAUCUCUGCUGGAGACAGAUUUAGGAGUUAGGUGGAUUUCCCAAAGGUUUUUCUUGUGAUCUGUCUGCACUCCAGGCCUGACUGUGGCUCUGAAAUCCUUCAGCCAAGGAUGGGACCCGGGUGCUGCUGGCCAGCAGUGCCAGCUGAAGGCCAUUUGGAGGGGAGCUUUCUGUGAAAUAGUUGGUUUUGGUCAGCCCUGGAGGGUCCCCACGUCUUCAGCUUAAGCUGGAAUUCAGGUGGGCAGUCAGAGCCAGCCGUGGCUCGAGGGAAGCUUGUGGGAGCCUUGGGAGCUCAGGCAGAGUUUCCUGCAGCAUCUGCAGGUCCUUAAGGCACAAGCACCACUCAGCCCCUUCCCUUCUCAUUCAAGGCCAAGAGACUUCGGAUUGGGCUCUUAAAAAUAUCCUCUGCACAGCUCCUGGAGUUGGAUUCAUUCCCCUGGAAUGACCAGCUGGCAGCAGGGAGGGUGUGGGAGCUGAAGCUGCAGUGGCCUAACACUGCUGAUUGAAUCUUUUCCUCUGCCUUACCAAACCAGCAGGUUCCUUUGGAAGAGGCAGGGCAUGGAAGGCAGCCAAGAAGGACCCUCCUCAUCCUCAGUGCUGGGUGAACUGCAAGGCCCCUGAGUGCUGAGGGUGGUGACAUUGGCACUGCAAUGUCACUGCAGCAAUUAACACCCCCUGCACCCCACAAGCCAGAAUUUCCUUGCGGGCACUGCACAAUUUGGCAUCUCCAGCCCCAUUUCUGACAGGAGGAGCCAGCCUGCCUGGCAGCUCUUGCCCCCUUGGAAUGCACCUCCACCACAGAGCUGCUGAUCCCUAAAGGUGUCCCUGAGGCUCCUCUGGGCUGCUCUUCUUCCACAGAGAGCUGUGGGCAGUCCUCCUGCUUCCUUGUGGUUUUCUCUCGUGGACAGGAGCAGCUCCUCAUCCUGUAACUAUGGAAUGUGGCACUUUGUUACAUGAAAACACUGGGAAAUAAAAAGCUGUCAUUCAAAGCUGA
This is a messenger RNA of Lonchura striata (white-rumped munia), 6152 nucleotides long. RefSeq names its product armadillo like helical domain containing 4 (gene ARMH4). Lineage: Eukaryota; Metazoa; Chordata; Aves; Passeriformes; Estrildidae. The record is from RefSeq and is a predicted model, not a curated record.